GUUAAAGGUUACUGUCAUUGCCCGCAAUAAAGUUACGAGAGGCCCAGUUCUAAAUGGAAGCAAUCCUCAUAAAAGUCAUAAACAAACCAUUUCACGCAAUGGAGCCGAGCGUGCGAAAACACAAACAGUAGGCAAGUAAUCGUGGGAACACUCUCGUACUCAGUUUAGCAGAGUUUCGAGACAAUGUCGGUUCUUGCGUUACUUUCUUUGCUUCUAUUGUGCGCCGCUCAUCCGCGACAGAAUUUCCGAUGUCUUUUUUACAAAGGCGAAUGUGUACCCCACUGUCCACGCAACAUGCACCCGUACCACACGCGCUGCGAUCAAGAUACAAUGUCUCAGCGCACUUGCACUUCCAGAUCUAUCUAUCCAAUAGGGUUCACAUGCGGCUGGUCGCGCUGCGACUGCAACGCUGAUCUUCUUCUGGACGAGGAGCAAAUGAACUGCGUGAAGGAAGAAGAGUGCCCAGAUCCGGGUCUGCGCCGGCGCAAGUCCCGGCGUCGGCUGCACUUGCCUCAGGGCACCGACAGCGAUGAAACGAUUAAUAUUGGCUAAUGAUCCAAUGCUUUUUUAGAACAUUUGAAGGGUACACGAAAAGAAUAUGUCUAUAAUAGUCACUCUCACAACGUUUUGACUUAUUGCUGUUUGAAAGGAACGAUGUACAUAAUAAUGUAAAACAUAGGAGAUAUUUCGAUUAGUUUAAAUUACCCCGCAGUUUAAAUUGCCCCCCCUGCACCUUAGGUGGUUUUAAAGUAAGAAAAAAAGGAGUUUUAUGAUUAUAGAGGUAACCGAAGUUGUUACUAAUAUGUAUAGUUCAUUGAGAGCUCUACGUUUUGAGAUUAAAAUCUCAUUUUUCAAAAAAUCGACGAGACGCAUGUUAUUACCGUGUACCCUUCAUUUGACUGUCUUGUAAAGAGUCUCAAUAAAAAGUGAAUUUAUAAAAUAUUUAAAAAGACAAAUCUAGUUUAAGAUAAUUUGCGACUUUACAGUAAAUAGGUAUUUGGGUAAUAUAUUUGUAUACAGGAUAUGUGCAUUUCUUAGGGCGGACCUAUAGCUAACAUUGGCUACUUAUGCCAAGAAAUGAUGUACCUACUUAUUUGUGACGUUUCAAGAUUUUAUUGGUCGAGUAUCGCCCUGUUAAGUUACUUUAUUAUCAAUAUUCUUAGAAAAUUACAGUAUACUGUAGUUUUCGAGUCACAGUAUAAGCCAGAAUAAUAUAAUAGGUAGGUAUAUAAUUUUGAUUGUAAACAUAUAAGGUACCUACCCUAUUUUUAUAUUUAAUGUAUCAUUCCAUUUUACGGGGAUUCGUGUUUGCGGUAAAUCUAUUCGCGAGAUUACCGACGGACUAUGUACCUAAACAAGAGGUACGGUAGUAGGUACCUAGCUAUAAAUACAAUUUGUUAAGUACCUAAUAAAAG
Cydia splendana is the source of this 1415-nucleotide messenger RNA. RefSeq lists its product as uncharacterized. The coding region runs from base 184 to 552 and encodes 122 amino acids. Lineage: Eukaryota; Metazoa; Arthropoda; Insecta; Lepidoptera; Tortricidae. The record is from RefSeq and is a predicted model, not a curated record. The transcript has 4 exons.